AUGAGUCUGCUCAUCUUAUUCUCAGUACUCCUUGCAUCUCUGAAUGGUGGCAGAUGUGCUGUGAUCACUGGGGCAUGUGACAGGGAUUUCCAGUGUGGCGUAGGGAUGUGCUGUGCAGUCAGCCUGUGGCUGAGGGGCCUACGAAUGUGCACGCCACAGGGGUUUGAGGGAGACGAGUGUCAUCCGUUUAGUCACAAAGUACCGUUCCUUGGGAAGAGACAGCAUCACACCUGCCCUUGUCUGCCUCAUUUAGUCUGCACCAGAUUUCCUGACAGCAGAUACCGGUGUACCAAAGAUUACAAAAGUAUAGACUUUUAA
Molecule: messenger RNA, 318 nt
Organism: Neoarius graeffei (lesser salmon catfish)
Lineage: Eukaryota; Metazoa; Chordata; Actinopteri; Siluriformes; Ariidae
Gene: prok1
Product: prokineticin 1
Exons: 3
Coding region: 1-318 (105 amino acids)
Source: RefSeq, a predicted model, not a curated record